This is a messenger RNA of Candoia aspera, 679 nucleotides long. It is a transcript of the gene MRPL20, whose product is annotated as mitochondrial ribosomal protein L20. The record is from RefSeq and is a predicted model, not a curated record. Bases 155 to 604 code for a protein of 149 amino acids. NCBI's taxonomy places the organism in Eukaryota, Metazoa, Chordata, Lepidosauria, Squamata, Candoiidae. Gene Ontology annotation, biological process: translation; ribosomal large subunit assembly. Gene Ontology annotation, molecular function: rRNA binding; structural constituent of ribosome. Gene Ontology annotation, cellular component: mitochondrial ribosome. The transcript has 4 exons.
CCUCUUGGCUCCCGGGCCUUUUGCAGCAAUUGCCGCGAAGUCCUGCGGACGAAGCGGGUGGAGGCAGUGGCGCCGCGUGGCUCCGUGACCUCCAGCCCGGCGACCGCCGCCCCACCCCGCCACCCCCUUGUUUGCAAAGCUCAGGGUCGCCGGCAUGGUUUUCCUCACUUUCCAGCUUUGGCUCCGCAGCCGGUUGACCGACCGCUUCUGGCGCAAGCAGGAGAUCCUUAAGCAUGCCCGGCAUUUUCGUGGACGGAAGAACCGUUGUUACAGUUUGGCAUACCGGGCUGUUCGGAGGGCCUUUGUUUAUGCCACCAAGGCCAGAGUGCUAAAAAAGAGAGACAUGCGGAAGCUUUGGGAAACCAGGAUUGAAGCGGCAUCGCUGGAGCAUGAUGUGAAGUACCACGUUUUCAUAAGUGGCCUUUAUAAGUGUCAGGUGGAACUGAAUCGGAAAUCACUGGCUGACCUAGCAAUCUAUGAACCGAAGACAUUCAAAUCUUUAGCUGCUUUAGCCAAAAGGAGAGGAGAAGAAGGGCUCCUUGCUGCCCAGGGAGAAGAAAAGGAACCUGAAGGAAUAUUUUCCCGCUUAUUGAAAUAUCCGUGAAGGGGAUGCUCUCCAGAUGAGCUGGGAUCAAAUUAAAAAGGGACAUUUUUAAAAUAAAAGUUUUGAAAAAAUUUC